Molecule: messenger RNA, 6453 nt
Organism: Sus scrofa (pig)
Lineage: Eukaryota; Metazoa; Chordata; Mammalia; Artiodactyla; Suidae
Gene: CNTNAP4
Product: contactin associated protein family member 4
Source: RefSeq, a predicted model, not a curated record
AAACACAAUUUUACCUGGAUGCCCUCCCGGCUGAUCAGGAAUCAGCUCGGUCGGUUGACUGGCUCUGCCGAAGGCAAGACCUUCGGAAAAUCAGGAGGCGCCACCGCCUGGCCCCUCCCCCCACCGACAUCUCCGGAGGGGAGAAAAGGGUUAAGGAUUAUUGAAGAAUCGAGCAGAGGGGAGGGAGCCCCGAGGAGGCCGGGGAGCUGCAGGCCGCGCCUCCAGGUCCGGCUUUCAUCACAGAGCAGCGCGCGUGGAGCUCUGAGCGCGGCUGUGGAUUUGGAGGACGGAUGCGGCUGCCAAUUUCUGGGACCACGGCGGAGAGGAGUGGGCGUGGCCUCGGCGGUGUGGAUGCUCGUUAGAAAAGAUGCUGGGCGCUUUUCAGGGAGCAGUCAGGGCUGUGGUGUGUGUGUGUUUGUGUGUGUGAGAGUGAGAGGGAGGGAAGGAGAGAGGGAGAGAGAGAGAGGAAGAGAGAGAGGGAGGGAGGGUGGGAGGGAGGAAAAGAGAGAGAGAGAGAGAAGGGAAAGAAGGAGAGAGGCUGAGAGACCCAGAGGUGCCGAAGACCCAGACAGAACUGGGAGAGGGACAGAGAACGCGACCCGAUCCCUUGGAGAGCCACUCAAGAUCUUUUGGGGAGGCCAGAUAAAUGUGAACAUGGGGUCUGUCACCGGAGCUGUCCUCAAGAUGCUACUUCUGCUAUCUACUCCAAAUUGGAACAGGGUUUUAGCUGGGAAUUCCUAUGAUUGCGAUGCCCCUUUGGUGUCUGCCUUGUCUCAGGCAUCAUUCAGCAGUUCAUCUGAGCUUUCUAGCAGCCAUGGUCCUGGAUUUGCAAGACUAAACCGAAGAGAUGGAGCUGGUGGCUGGUCUCCACUUGUGUCAAACAAAUACCAGUGGUUGCAGAUUGACCUUGGAGAGAGAAUGGAGAUCACCUCUGUGGCCACCCAAGGGGGAUAUGGGAGCUCCAACUGGGUGACCAGCUAUCUGCUGAUGUUCAGUGACAGUGGCAGGAACUGGAAGCAGUAUCGGCAAGAGGACAGUAUCUGGGGAUUUGCAGGAAAUGCAAAUGCAGACAGCGUUGUCUACUGUAGACUCCAGCCUUCCAUCAAAGCCAGAUUUCUACGCUUCAUUCCUUUAGAGUGGAACCCCAAGGGCAGAAUUGGAAUGCGAAUCGAGGUGUUUGGAUGUGCAUAUAGAUCAGAGGUGGUUGACCUUGAUGGAAAAAGUUCCCUUCUCUACAGAUUUGACCAAAAAUCCCUGAGCCCAAUAAAGGAUAUAAUUUCUUUGAAAUUUAAAACCACGCAGAGUUAUGGGGUUCUGCUGCACUGGGAAGGGUUAAAUGGAGAUCACAUCACACUGGAAUUAAGAAGAGGAAAACUCUAUUUUCUCAUUAAUUCAGGUGAUGCUAAACUGGCCUCCUCUCACGCCCCUACCAGCCUCACCCUGGGCAGCCUGCUGGACGACCAGCACUGGCAUUCCGUGCUCAUCCAGCGCUUGGGCAGACAAGUCAACUUGACAGUGGAUGAACAUAAGCAUCAUUUCCACGCCCAGGGAGAAUUCGGUUACCUGCAUCUUGAUUAUGAGAUCAGCUUUGGAGGGAUUCCAGCACCUGGAAAAUCAGUGUCAUUUCCCCAUAAAAAUUUUCAUGGGUGUUUAGAAAAUCUCUAUUAUAAUGGAGUGGAUAUUAUUGAUUUGGCCAAGCAACAAAACCCACAGAUCAUCAUUAUGGGAAAUGUGUCAUUUUCUUGUUCACAACCACAGUCUGUGCCUGUGACUUUUCUGAGCCCCAGGAGUUACUUAGCUCUGCCAGGAGCUUCCAGGGAAGAUGAGGUUUCUGCCACUUUUCAAUUUCGAACGUGGAAUAAGGCAGGGCUUCUGCUAUUCAGUGAGCUUCAACUGGUUUCAGGGGGUCUCCUCCUCUUUCUUAAUGAUGGAAAACUUAAGCUGAAUCUCUACCGUCCAGGAAAAUUACCCAGUGACAUCACAGCAGGUGUUGGAUUAAAUGAUGGACAAUGGCAUUCUGUCUCCUUAUUUGCCAAAAGGAAUUACCUGAGUGUGACGGUAGAUGGCCAGGUGGCUUCUGCUGCUCCUUCCAUGGGGCCUGAGCACAUUUAUUCAGGUGGCAGCUAUUAUUUUGGAGGGUGUCCUGACAACAGUGUCGCAUCCAAAUGUAGAAGCCCACUCAGUGGGUUUCAGGGAUGUAUGAGACUCAUUUCUAUCAGUCACAAGGUGGUAGAUCUGAUUUCAGUCCAGCAGGGGUCCCUUGGGAACUUCAGUGACCUUCAGAUCGACUCCUGUGGAAUCACGGACAGGUGUUUGCCCAACUACUGUGAACACGGAGGUGAAUGCUCCCAGUCCUGGGACACCUUUCACUGCAACUGUGCAAACACUGGUUACAGCGGAGCCACUUGCCACAACUCUAUCUAUGAGCAGUCAUGUGAAGCCUAUAAGCAUAGAGGAAACACUUCAGGGUUUUACUAUAUAGAUUCAGAUGGAAGUGGUCCUCUGGAACCAUUUCUUCUAUAUUGCAAUAUGACUGAAACGGCGUGGACCAUCAUACAGCACAAUGGCUCUGACAUAACGAGAGUCCGAAACACCAAUCCCGAGAACCCCUACGCCGGGUCUUUCAAGUACGUGGCCAGCCUGGAGCAGCUCCAGGCCACAAUCAACCAUGCAGAGUACUGCGAGCAGGAGUUGACCUACUACUGCAGGAAGUCACGACUUGUGAACGAGAAAGAUGGAACCCCUCUGAGUUGGUGGGUUGGAAGAACCAACGAAACACAGACUUACUGGGGAGGUUCUCUGCCUGAUCUUCAAAAAUGUGCUUGUGGACUAGAGGGGAACUGCAUUGACUCCCAGUAUUCCUGCAACUGUGAUGCUGACCGGAAUGAAUGGACCAAUGACACGGGAUUCCUUUCUUAUAAAGAACAUCUGCCUGUGACUAAGAUUGUGAUCACAGAUACCCAUCGACCGCAUUCCGAAGCCGCUUAUAAACUCGGGCCUCUGCUCUGCCGGGGAGACAGAUUAUUUUGGAAUUCAGCUUCCUUCAAUACUGAGGCUUCAUACCUUCAUUUUCCUACUUUCCACGGAGAACUUAGUGCAGAUGUGUCUUUCUUUUUUAAGACAACAGCUUCAUCUGGGGUAUUUUUAGAGAACCUGGGGAUUACCGACUAUAUCCGGAUAGAGCUACGCUCUCCUGCAGUCGUGACGUUUUCAUUUGAUGUGGGAAACGGGCCUUCUGAAAUCUCAGUGCAGUCACCCACUCACUUCAACGACAACCAGUGGCACCACGUUCGGGUUGAAAGGAACAUAAAGGAGGCGUCUGUGCAAGUGGAUCAGCUCUCGCCCAGGAGGCAGCCUGCUCCGGCCGAUGGGCAUGUCCUCUUACAGCUCAACAGUCAGCUCUUUGUAGGUGGGACGGCCACCCGACAGAGGGGCUUUCUGGGUUGCAUUCGGUCCUUGCAGUUGAACGGCGUGGCGUUGGACCUGGAAGAAAGAGCCAAGGUCACUCCCGGAGUGGAGCCAGGCUGUAGAGGGCACUGCAGCAGCUAUGGGAAACUGUGCCACCAUGGAGGGAAGUGCAGGGAGAAGCCCAGUGGCUUCUCUUGUGAUUGCACCUCAUCUGCAUACACAGGACCAUUCUGCUCUGAUGAGAUUUCUGCCUAUUUUGGAUCUGGUGCAUCCAUCAUUUACAAUUUUCAAGAAAAUUACUCCUUAAGUAAAAAUUCCAGCUCCCACGCUGCCUCGUUUCAGGGUGACGUGAAGCUCAGCCGGGAAACCAUCAAGUUUAGCUUCCGCACGACACGGACGCCAAGCUUGCUGCUCUACGUGAGCUCCUUUUAUAAAGAAUACCUUUCAGUUAUCAUUGCCAGAAAUGGAAGUUUGCAGAUCAGGUACAAGCUAAAUAGAUAUCAAGAGCCCGAUGUUGUUAACUUCGAUUUCAAAAACAUGGCUGAUGGGCAACUUCACCACAUAAAGAUCAACAGAGAAGAAGCCGUGGUCUUUGUGGAGAUUGACGAGAAUGCCAGGAGACAAGUCCACCUGGCAUCAGGUACAGAACUCAGCGCAAUCAGAUCUCUCGUACUGGGCAGGAUUCUAGAACACAGCGAGGUGGACCAGGAAACUGCGCUGGCUGGUGCCCAGGGCUUCUUGGGCUGUCUCUCUGCAGUGCAGCUCAGCCACGUGGCCCCGCUGAAGGCUGCGUUGCACCCCAGCCGCCCAGCCCCCAUCACCAUCUUAGGGCAUGUGACAGAGUCCAGCUGUGUGGCCCAGGCUGGCACUGAUGCCACAUCAAGAGAGAGGACGCACUCCUUUGCAGAUCAUUCUGGAACAAGAGAUGGCAGAGAACCCCUCACUAAUACAAUCAAAAGUGACUCUGCAAUAAUUGGAGGUUUGAUCGCCGUUGUGAUCUUUAUCUUGCUGUGCAUCACUGCCAUAGCCGUUCGCAUUUAUCAACAGAAAAGGUUAUACAAAAGAAAUGAGGCAAAAAGGUCAGAGAAUGUAGACAGUGCUGAGGCUGUUUUGAAAAGUGAGCUUAACAUACAACACGCAGUCGGCGAAAAUCAGAAAGAGUACUUCUUCUGAUUGGCAGCCAUGAUUUACCUUAUAAUUACGACAGUCUGAUUUAAAAGCCAGGGCUCUCAACGGACAAAAAAAAAAAAAAAAAAAAGUUCUUAUACUGAAUGUACAGGCAAUGGAUUUGCAGCACUGCCACGUUGCCGUGUCCAGACGCGAGCUGGCUCCAGGAGGCCUCAUCCAGUGACACAUCUCCCAUCACAGUCAUUCUGUGCAACAAGGAAUUAGCUGUUGCUGCUCAUUUCCCACGGUUCCGAUAUGACCUAAAAUAGAAGUGUAACACGCACUCAGUGACUACGGUUUUUCAACGUGAAAACUGUAGCUCCGGUCUCGCACCCAUGUGAUACCCAAGUUUUGUUAGAGGUAAAGAUCAAAAUUGGACCGUAAUGACCUUGCUUUAUUUGAGAACAUAUGCUGUGUUUGCUUUAGUGUCCCCAUGGUGUUCUUCAUAGACCUGGAAAUGCUUCUAAGAUCCUGUUUGGCUGGUGUUUGCAUCUUCAGUGGCCAAAAGUAUAUAAACCCCUUUGCCUUUCUCUGUAUUGCAUUCAAUACAAUUUAUCGGUAGUCUCGAAAGAUGUUUUGUUGUCAUUGGUUUGUUUGGAUUGCUCUUUUUCUACUUGGCCCUUCUCAACGAUUUUGCAAACAUUAGGUUUUGAGUGUCAGACUGCAGCCUUGAACAUAAAAUUCAUGGAUACCAAGACGGAGAAAGUGCAUUGGCCAUCAGUAUGUGAUGUCUUAUUUUUUUUCCACUUAUUUCUUUAAAGAUUUGCUACCGUGGUUCAGCAUUGGCAGUAGGGAAGGCCUUGGGUAAUGCCAGUUUCCCAAAGAAUGUGAAAUGUUUGCAAGUAAACUUGAUAUGAGAACCGUAGUUCUUUCUUAACACCGCGAAGAAUUAUUUUUAUUUACAACUUCAAUAUCUCAAAUGAAAUAUACUUCCCAGAAUACACCCCCCCAAACCUUAUGUCAGUUUUCCUUACAGGUUUAUACUUGUUUUCCUAAAGUUUGUGGCCAACUUUUCUUUGGUCUCCCUUGACCAUAUUCCAUGGAGCAUCUUCGUAUAUGUUAGACAAAAGAGACAGCGUCGUGUACUCCGUUCCCCAUUCUAAACUCUACCCCCAUGUCAGGCAUCUAUUUUGCUCUGCACUGACCUCCAAGACAAACGUUUUAGAAUAUAAGCUGCAGCCAUGUCCCCUUUUUUGCAAAACCAGUAGCAUCAUGAAAGAAUGCUUCUUAUAGGGGGUGAUGGCAUAUUAUGUGUAACUUUCUAAGUUUGUCAUUCUAGUCCCUUCUCAUUUAUGACAAUGGCAGAAAUUUCUCAACAAGUCCCCCAAGUCAAUAAAACUUACUAACUAGUACAUUCUGAUUACGGGAUAUAGACAUAGCAGAAGAUCAAAUAAUUCUCAAUAAUUUUAGAAACUGUUACAAAAAAAAUGAUUAUCUUUGAGGCCAGGUAAACAAGAUGCUGGCCUGUAGCUAUCUUUAAAUUCCACAAGGCAAUGAUGUAAUAAAGGCACUUCAGCACUGAUACUCACAGUUUCCAGGUGUCUGCCAAGGAAAAAUGGGCUUCCUUAGUUUGUCCACACACGAACAAUUUGGAAUAGUUGUACAUUAAGUAAUGUGGAAAUAUGUCAAUGAAACACCUCUUUUCCUUAUUUUCCCCCUUAAUUCUCCUUAUAAAACUUGUGUCUUUUGUCGUAGCCCUAUAUCCAUUUUGAUGUUUCUGUAAGUGCCUGACUUAAUCUUAAAGAUAUGAAUUAACGGUAGUUUAGGAAGGACCUACAUGGAUAAAUGGCUUUUUCUCUUUUUCACUAAAAGGCUUGUGGUAGCUCUCGAAGGAUUGACAUGGAAAUGGUAGUGGUUUUUGUUUGAUGCACAACGGAA